AUGUCGUCUCGCAACCUUCAGCAAACGCUCGACUUCAUCGCCGGCCUCGACCUCGGCUUCUACGACAAGAACGGCCGAAUCACUCUGUCUGACAACGAAGAGAGUGCCCUCGUCAACGACGGUGUCUGCAGCUCGUUCGCGGCGAACAUCACCGGCCAAAUGAAGGCGGACGUUAUGAACUCGGUCCUCCUGGCCCAGCUGGCCGCGAAUGCCAAGUUCAACCGCCAGACCCAGGUCGACGAAUGGUACGACGAGUACCGCAAGGUCCUCGAGACGGUCGGCUGGAUCGUCGAGCGAUUCGCCCUUGACAAGAUCAACAACACUGACGAUUACGGAGACGUGUCCGCGCUCGUCCUUGAUAUAGCCAAGGCGAUCCUCUCCCCGAACGAGCUGCCUCUGCUCGUGAAGACCAUCGAUUCUUUGAAGAGCGGGGCCAACAAGGACGCGUACAGGCUCUACAACAACAGCGCCAAGUCAGCUCAGAGCGCGAACUUCCAAGUCGGCACGGUCGUGAGCUCGGGCGAUGACCCCGUGUUCAAACUUACGGCUCAUACCUUCAGCGCUAGCAUUGAGGUCCUCGACAUUCUCUUCUUCUCCUUCGGAUCGAGCUCGGUCAGCUUCCGCGCGGGUUAUCAGGCCAUGACCCUCAACAGUAGCUUCUACGCCAAGGUCAGAGAGGCCGUCCUCGAGAAGCUUGGCAACACCGUCCAGGACUUCAUCGCGAACAUCAACCUCGGCUGA
Messenger RNA from Peniophora sp. CBMAI 1063, 741 nucleotides. The record is from the annotation of a GenBank genome assembly. Lineage: Eukaryota; Fungi; Basidiomycota; Agaricomycetes; Russulales; Peniophoraceae.